Molecule: messenger RNA, 2561 nt
Organism: Clunio marinus
Lineage: Eukaryota; Metazoa; Arthropoda; Insecta; Diptera; Chironomidae
Source: the annotation of a GenBank genome assembly
UUAUGAAAAAGUGCAUAAAGUGGAUUAUUUCAAUAAAGUCGUUUAAUAACUAAAUUGUGAACAAUUCUCAAUAUUAUUUGGAUUAACUAAGAUGAUAUCGAACCAACAGCAACAACAUCAGUCUAAUAGUCUGGAAGUGACCAAUAAUUCGCUGUUGGUUACGAGUGGAACAUCAGAAGAGCUGAACUUCACAGCUUUCAUCGAUCUAUGUCGUUUUUGUUCCAUUAAAAUGGGACCGCGAUUAAAUCUCUUUGAAAAAGAAGCUGAACAAAGACAAUUAUUAUUCAAAAUAAGAACAAUUUUACCAAUUUCUAUUGCCAAAGAAGAUUUUCUACCGAAGAAAGUCUGUGAACGGUGCGUGAAUAGAAUCGAACAAUUUUUUGAGUGGCGAACAAGUUGUGUUCAAACUGAAAGCAUCUUCAAAAACUACGCGGAAUCUAUGAGAAACGUAACAGCAACAAUAAACUUUCAAGACGGAACAGUUAACAUUGAUAAAAUGACACCAGCACAAAGACAUGCAUAUGUUGAUGCUCAUAUGACAGUUCAACAACAUAUAGCUCAAGCCAAUCUGCAUUAUCAACAACAACAUAACAGUUCAACAUCACGUCAAGUAAUAAAAGAAAAUGAUCAACAAAACAAUCAUCAUUCAACGUCACAAGGAUCAACAAUGACAACGGUAUCAUCUCAUCAACAAUAUACGUCGAAUUUAAAAAUCCCCCAAAUAUCUUCAAGUGCUUCAGCUUCUGCGACAACGUCGACAUAUACAACAGUUCCUGAUGAUGGCCUAGGAUAUGAUAAUGGAAUAAGAGUUCUUCAAUCACUUGGCAGUUGGACUGCUGACAUUCCACCAAACAUUCCACGUCCCAAUCUAAUUCCAUUCACUGAGCCUUACGUUGAAGGUGGUUCCCUUAAUCCAAACAGUCGUUUACUUCAACAUCAUCAUCACACCACAAAACAUCACGGAACAUCAAUAAGUACAAGCUCGAGAAAAAGUCGGAGUAGCAAUGCCAAUGCCCCAAAGGCUUUUGAGUGUACAGUUUGUGGAAAGGGACUCGCAAGAAAAGACAAGUUAACGAUACAUAUGAGAAUUCAUACAGGUGAAAAACCGUAUAUCUGUGAAGUGUGUGACAAAGCUUUCGCCCGAAGAGAUAAGUUGGUUAUACACAUGAAUAAGUUUAAACACAUUACUCCGACAAAUAUCGCUCCACUUGGAAAGCGCCACAAUAAUCUUGCCAGUUUAAUUAAAAAAGAAGAACAACAUCAACAGAAAGCUGUAAUUAUCACCCAUGAAGCAAAACCGGCACCAACAAGUGAACACCAUCAACAGUCAACACAAUCUUUUCAACUCCAUCAUCAGAUUCAAAGCCAAAGUGUUCCAUCGAGUGGAUUAAAUACAAUAACUCACACGAUAAGUUCACAAAAUCAUCAUUCGCAACAGCACUCUCAUCAACAACCAACCACAAUCUCUAAUCUCGGCCAACAACUUUGGACAUGCGAACUUUGUAAUCGCAUUUUGCCAACAAGGGAAGAAUGGACGGCACAUGCGAAAGCCCACAUGGAGCCAACCACCCGCAACGACUUUGUCAUCAUCAUCACAAACUUUACCAUCGACAACGCAACUUCGGACACACAGCAAAUGAAUUACAUAAUUUUAGAAAACAGCAACUAUCGUCCAUCAACAAGUGUCGCCAGUUAUAUUGAAGAAGUCGUUCCAAUACGAGAUGACACUGUCAUUACAUCACAACAAACUUCAGUCACCACAUCGUUAACCAAUGCACCGAUUUCCUCCUCGUUGACUUCCCAAUGCAUUCUUUGUCGGGAGAUUUGUUUGAACAAAAACGAUCUCAUCCAACAUUUACGUAAUCAUUUAGCGGAUGAUAAUAAAACUUAUGUCAUAAACAACACAUCAAAUAUGGCGGCAGUUCCAUCUUCCGGUCACGAGACUAACGCUACAACAAUCACAGUUCCGAGUUCACUUGUCGAUCUUUUGAAGUUGGAUAACAAAGAGUUAUGCGCUUAAAUGAAAACAAGGAAAGGAAAUUAGAGAAGAAAAAAAUUGUUGCACUUAUUUUAUUAAGUAAAUGAAGCCGGUUUUUAAAUAUCCAACAUCCAAGUUGAAGUUUAACGUAUGAUCAAUGAAAAUCAGAUCAAUGUAGGAAAAAAGAAAAACUGAAUCGACAAAUCUCAUUACAUAAAUGAAAAGUUAGAAACUUUCACAAUAAAAUCAAAUGCGGCAUUGAAUGUCAUCGCUGUUGCUAUUUGAACAAGUUCCAAUAUUUCCACACCUACAAUUUCCUUCCCAUUUAAGUUAGCCGCUGCAGAGCUAUUUAAAAUUAAAUUUUAAACAUAAACGAGAAGAAAAUCGUUUUAAAAUUAAUCGUCGAUAUCAUUCGCAAUGUUUUUUUAUUAUCGAUGGAGCAAUGAAAUUAAUAAAUAGAUAAAUACCAAACGCAUUUGAAGCUAAACAAGUAAAUUAUUAUCAAUUACAAUUACUUUGUUGUCAUUCAUUAGGAGAUCAUAUGUAGCUUGUAGUUACGUGUAUAGAUAAUAAUCGGAUGUAC